Cimex lectularius (bed bug) is the source of this 1443-nucleotide messenger RNA. RefSeq lists its product as uncharacterized. Gene Ontology annotation, molecular function: zinc ion binding; nucleic acid binding. NCBI's taxonomy places the organism in Eukaryota, Metazoa, Arthropoda, Insecta, Hemiptera, Cimicidae. The transcript has a single exon. The record is from RefSeq and is a predicted model, not a curated record. The coding region runs from base 13 to 1425 and encodes 470 amino acids.
UCUCUACACAACAUGAAAAUGGACGUAAAUAGAUUGAACCGAGACGAGUUGGAAUACGAACUGUCUAUCCGGGGGGCCUUUUCGGAGCAUUCAGAUGUAGAUGAGUUGCGUAAAAGGGUACGGAGGCUUCUUAAGUUGGAAGCUGAAGGCAGACUGGCCUCACCCAUACACCUUCCCUCGAAUACGGGAGAAGAACUGAACAUAUGUUCGGGAAAAAUUGAGACCCUUAGACCAAAAAUCGAGGAGUUCUUAAAGGGUAAUACAGCGGACUUCAGGAAAAUAGAUGCCAAGUUACAGCACGUGACCAAUCGUUUGUCACGGCUUUCUUCCGGAUCCGAUGAGGAGAAACGAACGAAGUCAAGGCUGUUGGAUGAGUGUUUGGAGUGGAUGGAGGAUGUUUCCUCUGCGGUUGGACCACCCCAGAAGGUUGUCGAGGAAGAAGAUCUACUUACAGGACAGUUCAAACCGGAUAAACAUUCAGCUACCUCCCAGAGACCAGAGGAUGAGGGUGCUGAAGGAGAAUCAGGAAAAGAGGAAUUCACAACUCAAUGGACCCCGGAGGAACCUCGAUCGGCCAGGGUCUUGUUCGAGACUCCGGUCGAGCCCUCUGUAGUACUUCGGAAGACACAAAUUCCUCCCAAAGAUUGGAAAAUUCAUUUUUCUGGAGAGAACGAUGAACUCAGUCUCCAUGCAUUUCUUGAAACAGUCGAAGAACUAAUGCUCUCGAGGAACGUGAGUGAAAGAGACCUCUUCGAUUCGGCCUUCGAUCUAUUCCGGGGAAAAGCAUUGGUUUGGUACAGAGCUGUAAGGAGAGAAGUCGGUACUUGGAAAGAACUAGUCGCCGAGUUACGAGCGGAGUACGAACCAGCGGACUACCAUUUCCGAUUGUGGGAUGAAAUCCGUCGGAGGACCCAAGGGCCAACGGAAUCUAUUGGUUUUUAUGUGGCGGUAAUGAAAAAUUAUUUCCAUCGCCUCCCUCAGCUUCCCUCUCAGUCGGAAAUGUUACAGGUUGUGCGAGGGAAUCUUCAGCCCUAUUACCUGGAACGAUUGAGCCUCCAGAACAUUGAAAGCUUGAAUGAGUUAGUGGCCGUAGGCAGGAAACUAGAAGAAACUAGGAGAAGGAUCUCGGCCCAACGGCCACCCCCCUUGCCGAGAGAUUCGUUGGAACCCGACCUGGCAUACACGCCCCCCCGUCGAAGGCAAGAAGUCAACAUCCAAGCUAUUGAGGAACCUGUCUGCCCCCUCAAUAACCCGCCGAAGCCGGAGUUCCGAUGUUGGAACUGCGAUGGCAACGGUCAUGCGUUCAGGCGUUGCCCAGACCCCAAGAGACAGUUUUGCACCGGCUGCGGCCGUAAAGAGAUGUUUAAGUCACAAUGCCCAACCUGCCGUUCAGUCCCGGGAAACGGUCAGGCGAGUCAAGCCUAAGGGGACGAGGCUUGGCUC